AGGGUAGGGGGGAGUGGGGAUGGCUAAUGGGUACAAAAAUAAAAUAUCAUAAUAAAUAAGACCUACUAUUUGAUAGCAAAACAGGGUGACUAUAAUCAAUAAUAACUUGUGUAUUUUAUUUUUUUGAGACAGAGUUUUACUCCAUCACCCAGGCUGGAGUGAGUGCAUUGGUGCCAUCUUGGCUCACUGGAACCUCCACCUCCCGGUUCAAGUGAUUCUCCUUCAGCCUCCAGACGGAGUUGCUGGAAUUACAGGCGCCCGCCACCACGCCCGGCUAAUUUUGUUUUGUUUGUUUGUUUUGUUUUGGGACGGAGUUUCGCUCUGUCGCCAGACUGGAGUGCAGUGGUGCGAUCUCGGCUCACUGCAACCUCCAGCUCCCUGGUUCAAGCGAUUCUCCUGCCUCAGCCUCCCUGAGUAGAUGGGAUUACAGGUGUGCGUCACCAUGCUAAACUAAAUUUUAUAUUUUUUUAGUAGACACGCGGUUUCACCAUGUUGGCCAGGCUGGUCUCGAACUCCUGACCUCGUGAUCCGCCCGCCUCCGCCUCCCAAAAGUGCUGAGAUUACAGGCGUGAGCCACCGCGCCAGGCCUAAAAAUUUUUUUUAAUUAAAAAAUAUAUAUCCUUCUAGCUCAGAAAAAAAAGUUAGCUGAUCCCUCCUUUAUACUCUCUUCCUAAGUUCCGUUCAUUCUGGUGGCUUUAAUUACCAUUUAUAAGCCAACGAUUCCCAAAAUAACAUCUUCAGUGCAGAUCCCUUAUAAGGAUGACCAGUCAUUAAUAUUCAGCUUCCUAUCUGUUAGUCCCACUCAACAUGACUUAGCAAGAUCUCAAAAUGAACGUGUCCAGAACAGCUCCUACCUUAGCCUACCCCAUCUCAGUAAAUGGCCCCAAUAUUUAUCCGAUUGAUCAAGUGACAAUCUUAGGAAUCCUUGACACCGCCCUCUCCCUCAAUCCCCAUGUCCAAUCUACCACCAAACCCUUCAAAACAAAACCCAAGUCCACACUGGUUUCCAAUUCCAUUGCCUUCCACUCUUUUUCAACGCAGCCGCACCCACAUCUCAUCCUAAACGACCGCAGCAGCCUCUGAAACUAGUCUCAACACGCCCAGAUCUGCCGACGCCGCAGACCCCCUUCCCCCAGCCCAAGGUCGGAGGCGAGUCGCCGGGGGUCGGCGGGGGUCGGCAGAGGUCGGCAGAGGUCGGCAGCCUGCGAGACCCUCCCAGGCUGGUGGCCCUAGGCGCGGCAGCUGACACGUAAGUCUCGUCGCCCGACGUUGUUUCGGCGCUCAGAAACAACGUAAAGUAAAGGGGCGGGGCAGCGUUUUACAAACCGAACCGUGAAUCUUUGCGGUUUCUCUUUCCAGCCAGCGCCGAGCGAUGGGCAUCUCUCGGGACAACUGGCACAAGCGCCGCAAAACCGGGGGCAAGAGAAAGCCCUACCACAAGAAGCGGAAGUAUGAGUUGGGGCGCCCAGCUGCCAACACCAAGAUUGGCCCCCGCCGCAUCCACACAGUCCGUGUGCGGGGAGGUAACAAGAAAUACCGUGCCCUGAGGUUGGACGUGGGGAAUUUCUCCUGGGGCUCAGAGUGUUGUACUCGUAAAACAAGGAUCAUCGAUGUUGUCUACAAUGCAUCUAAUAACGAGCUGGUUCGUACCAAGACCCUGGUGAAGAAUUGCAUCGUGCUCAUCGACAGCACACCGUACCGACAGUGGUACGAGUCCCACUAUGCGCUGCCCCUGGGCCGCAAGAAGGGAGCCAAGCUGACUCCUGAGGAAGAAGAGAUUUUAAACAAAAAACGAUCUAAAAAAAUUCAGAAGAAAUAUGAUGAAAGGAAAAAGAAUGCCAAAAUCAGCAGUCUCCUGGAGGAGCAGUUCCAGCAGGGCAAGCUUCUUGCGUGCAUCGCUUCAAGGCCAGGACAGUGUGGCCGAGCAGAUGGCUAUGUGCUAGAGGGCAAAGAGUUGGAGUUCUAUCUUAGGAAAAUCAAGGCCCGCAAAGGCAAAUAAAUCCUUGUUUUGUCUUCACCCAUGUAAUAAAGGUGUUUAUUGUUUUGUUCCCA
Gorilla gorilla gorilla (western lowland gorilla) is the source of this 2052-nucleotide messenger RNA. RefSeq names its product ribosomal protein S8 (gene RPS8). Gene Ontology annotation, biological process: translation. The record is from RefSeq and is a predicted model, not a curated record. Gene Ontology annotation, cellular component: ribosome. Bases 1373 to 1999 code for a protein of 208 amino acids. The transcript is spliced from 6 exons. Lineage: Eukaryota; Metazoa; Chordata; Mammalia; Primates; Hominidae. Gene Ontology annotation, molecular function: structural constituent of ribosome.